Molecule: messenger RNA, 1134 nt
Organism: Eupeodes corollae
Lineage: Eukaryota; Metazoa; Arthropoda; Insecta; Diptera; Syrphidae
Gene: sicily
Product: NADH dehydrogenase (ubiquinone) complex I, assembly factor 6 homolog
Exons: 6
Coding region: 135-1070 (311 amino acids)
Biological process (GO): mitochondrial respiratory chain complex I assembly; biosynthetic process
Cellular component (GO): mitochondrion
Source: RefSeq, a predicted model, not a curated record
CUUCAAAACAAAAUGUGACAUACGGCAAACGACAUUAGAAAAUAUCUGCCGAAUAACACAAAAAUACAAAUAAUUUAAUUCCUUCUUUUUUUCGUGCAUUUCUUACAUUGAUUCAAUUUUAUUAAUUCGAAAGUAUGUAUGUCACGUUCCGUAAGCCCUUAAAUAAUGUUAAAAACAUAAUCAGAACAUACUGUUCAUCGAGUGCAAACUCCAAAGAUACGCAGCAGCGGAACUACUGCAUAGACCUGGUAAAAAAAAAUGAUUUCGAAAACUACCUUUGCACAUUGUUAGUGAAUGGAGAGAUCAGGCGAAAUGCAUUUGCAAUUCGAGCGCUUAAUGUUGAAAUUGCUAAAAUUGGUUCUUCAGUGUCCGAACAGCAUAUAGCGAAGAUGAAACUGAAGUUUUGGUUUGAUUCAAUUGACAAGUGUUUGGACAAGGAUGUAAAAUCUUACGUAGCAGACCACCCCGUCCUCUACGAGAUUAAGUAUAUAUCAGAACGACACAAGAUAACAAAAGCCUAUCUCAAGCGCUUAGUCACGGCUAGAGAUCGCCCUCCCAAUCAACAGUUUAUCACCUGCAAGGAUAUGGAAGAUUACGCAGAUCAAACAGUGUCUCCUAUAUAUUUUCUGUUACUUGAAAUAAGCGGUGUGAGAAACUUGAAUGUUGACCAUGCGGCUUCUCAUUUAGGAAAAGCUCAAGGAAUUACAAAUCUUUUGCGUGCAAUACCUUAUACUCGAAGAAGUGAAGCAUUAAACAUUCCCCAAGAAGUACUCAUUAAACAUGGUGUUAGUCAAGAGCGAAUUUUAAGAGGAAAAGCUGACGAUAAAGGAGUUGAGGAUUGUAUAUUUGAAGUUGCAACAAUGGCUCAUCAGCACUUAGAAAAGGCACGCAGCCUUCAAGAACACAUCCCUAAGUCUGUCAGACCACUGUUUCUGCCAUCCAUAGCUGUAGAUCGUUACUUAGAGAGGCUAAGGAAGGCUCACUUCCAAUUAACUGAUCAACGUGUGUUACAGCGGGACUCUAUGCUUCCAGCUGCUCUUUAUUGGAAUCAUUUUAGACUGAAAUAUUAAUAAAAUAUAUUCAAGUUUCUCAAAUCAAUACAAAAGUAAAGAGAAUGGAUUAUUAUAAUUACUA